This is a messenger RNA of Cucurbita pepo subsp. pepo (vegetable marrow), 840 nucleotides long. RefSeq names its product WUSCHEL-related homeobox 11. Gene Ontology annotation, biological process: adventitious root development. Gene Ontology annotation, molecular function: DNA-binding transcription factor activity; DNA binding. NCBI's taxonomy places the organism in Eukaryota, Viridiplantae, Streptophyta, Magnoliopsida, Cucurbitales, Cucurbitaceae. The record is from RefSeq and is a predicted model, not a curated record.
AUGGAAAAUCACGGCGAUGAUCCGAAUAGCUCCGAGAGGGCGGAGCCGGUGAGGUCACGGUGGACGCCGAAGCCGGAGCAGAUUCUGAUUCUUGAAUCUAUUUUCAAUAGUGGAAUGGUGAAUCCACCAAAAGAUGAGACGGUCAGAAUUAGAAAGCUGCUUGAGAAAUUUGGCUCUGUUGGCGACGCCAAUGUUUUCUACUGGUUUCAGAAUCGCCGCUCCCGGUCUCGCCGCCGCCAGCGUCAGCUUCAGGCUGCCGCCACUCACCAAGCUACCGGCGGCGGCGGCGGCGGCGGUGGUGGUGGUGGUGGCGGUAACGGCGGUCGCUACAAUAGUGGUGUUAUGAAUUUUGCUGGUUCCUCCUCUUACUUCGGAGGUGGGUCGUCGUCGUCGUCGUCCUCUGCUUCUGGUGGCGGUGGCGGCGGUGGUAGUAGUGAAAGUGGGUGUUUUUCCAUGGUGGGUCAUAUGGGUUUGUCGGAAAUUGAUCAGCAGAUGGGUGUGGCGCCGUCUUUUUGUCCGCCGGAAACCUUAAACUUGGAGUUUCAAUCAGGGUAUAAUAUUAUAAUAUUCAUAAAUGGAGUUCCGACAGAAGUGCCAAAAGGGCCAGUGGACAUGAAGGCAAUGUUUGGGCAAGAGACAGUGUUGGUUCAUUCAUCAGGACUACCAGUUCUUACCAAUGAAUUUGGAAUCUCUCUGCACUCUUUGCAGCAUGGUGAAAGCUAUUUUCUGGUUUCAAGACCGACAUGAGUUAGGAAAGAAAGCAGCUACCAGCAGCAAGCAGCAACAAACAACAGCGCCGACCAACAAGACAAUUCAUAACAAAUCUCUGUCUUUCAAAUC